AAUUUGAAGGAUAAUAAAUAAAAUACAAGUAGACAAGUAUUAUUAUUAUCAAAUUUAUUCUACCUUCCAAAUCCAAACAAACCCUGCCUUAUCUCCGCUCCUUCCAUCUCCGCCGUACCAUGUCGGAAGCACCGUCUCAGCCACCGCCUCCAACCGCCGAAGCGCCGCCGCAGCCAUACUGGUGCUACCACUGCGAGAAGCGCGUCUCCGUCGAAACGCUCGCCAAUCUCCCCGACGUCGUCUGCGGCGAGUGCAAGAACGGCUUCGUCGAAUCCAUCCCAACGCCCUCUCGCUCUCGCUCCCCUUCCUCCUCCUCCGAGGACCCCUACCUCGGCUCCCAGUUCCUCCAGGUCCUUCGCCUAAUCGCGCAAUCCGCGCGUGACGACGACGCCUCGCCUCCGCCGCCGCCCACGCGCUCUCCGGAGACCGAUUUCCUCAGGAUCGAGCUCGGCGGCUGGGACAACGACGACGAAAACGACAACGACAACGACGACGACGACGACAACGACGACGCCGGCGCCGAGUUCGAGGAGCACGAGGAGUCGGAGGAGCGCUCCGGCAACGACGAUCCGCACGGAGACGACGAGGAUCUGAGGCGGAGGAGGCGCGAGCUGCUUCGCCUUCGGAUUAGGGAUUUGGCGACGCGCACGAGGAGCAUGCGCAACCGGAUCUUGGAUUGGGCCGAGAUUCUGAUGGGCCUGGAGGACAAUUCCAUCGAGUUCCGCCUCCAGGUGCCGGAAUCCGACCGCUACGUCGGGAAUCCGGAGGAUUACGUCGACGCUGCGGAGUACGAGGCGCUGCUGCAGACACUGGCGGAGAGCGACGGCGGAGGGAGGAGAGGAGCGCCGCCGGCGUCGAAGUCGGCGGUGGAGGCGUUGCCGACGGUGAAGAUUGAAAGUGAAGGCGUGGUGUGCGCUGUGUGCAAGGAUUUGCUCGGCGUUGGAGACGCGGCGAAGAGAUUACCGUGCGGGCAUGAGUAUCACGGAGAUUGCAUUGUUCCUUGGUUGAGUUCUAGAAAUUCUUGCCCUGUUUGCAGGUUUGAGCUACCAACGGAUGAUAGGGAGUACGAGGAAGAGAGAGUGGUUAACUCUGCUUCUUCCAAUUCUAACGGAGCUUCGAGUUCGGGUGGUGGUGGUGGUGGUGGUGGUGGUGGAACUCACAUUGUUUGAUUCCACUUGGUAUGUUCCGUUCUGCUCUGUUCUGCCAUUUGUGUAAUAUAUUUCGUGGUUUCUGAAUUUCUUUUUUGGCAUUAGUGGAUUUUCCUCAAAGCUUGCGCCAUGUUGUUAUUUAUUUAUGUAGUCGGCUUCUUAGCUCUCGGAUGCUAAGAUACUUGUAUAUAUCAUUUGAAUCAAUGUGAUCAUAUCACACUACCUCAAUGGAAUUUGCACUUUCUCCCUGUUA
Messenger RNA from Cajanus cajan (pigeon pea), 1401 nucleotides. RefSeq names its product COP1-interacting protein 8 (gene CIP8). Gene Ontology annotation, cellular component: cytoplasm. The record is from RefSeq and is a predicted model, not a curated record. Lineage: Eukaryota; Viridiplantae; Streptophyta; Magnoliopsida; Fabales; Fabaceae. Gene Ontology annotation, molecular function: ubiquitin protein ligase activity. Gene Ontology annotation, biological process: protein ubiquitination.